UCGAUUGAUCAACGGCAAUUAUAUUUUAUUCCAAGGCACGACGUUCUCUCUCACAAGUGUUUUGCACGUCGCACGGCGUCGUUUCAUUUUUUUUGUUAGUCAGUAGCAAAACAUCAGAACGCUUGUUUGAGUAGCGAUGUUUUGGUGGAUCGGAGUGUACGUAGCCCUGGUAUGGGCCUACAACAACUUUCUGGAAUCGCUUCUAUCCGUUCUCUGGGGAACGAUUCGUAGUGUAGUACUUCAGGAAAAACUCACAACUCGAUAUGGGCCUUGGGCAGUCGUUACCGGUGCGACGGACGGCAUUGGGAAAUGCUAUGCGGAGCAGCUAGCAAGCAAAGGCCUCAACGUAAUGCUUAUCUCGCGAACUGAGUCAAAGCUGAUAAAGGUAGCGGCCGAAAUCGCACAAAAGUAUGGCGUAGAAACCCGUUGGAUUGCGGUGGACUUUGCGAGUGGUCCGCACAUCUACCAUGACUUGCGAGAAAAACUUGCCCCGAUUGAAAUUGGAAUACUGGUGAACAAUGUUGGCUUUCUACCAGAACUGGGCUCUUUCGCACAGAACACCGAGUCAGAUCUGUUGACCUUGAUUAAUUUGAACAUUGUGGCAACGACGAUGCUCACGCGGUUGGUGCUGCCGGUGAUGAAGCGCCGUCGCAGGGGCAUUGUGGUCAAUAUUGCAUCCAGCUCGGCCUAUGUGCCAAUUCCGUACAUGACGGCGUACAGUUCGUCAAAGUCGUUCGUGGUCAGCUUCAGCCUGGGGCUUAGCCAUGAAUUACGCGGCACCGGAGUCGAAUGUCAGGUGGUGUCACCUUCGAUAGUGCAGACGAACAUGGCCCACCAGUACACGGAUGGCAUUCCGUGGUACGUGCUAGUGUUGAAGCCGGAGCAGGUGGCGAGGUUCGCGGUUUUCGCCAUUGGAAAGACCGGGCACACGUGUGGCCAUUGGCUGCAUUGCUUACAGAUGAUAUGGUGGGGACUUCUUCCGCUGAAACUGGCGGUACGGUUUGCUGGGAAUUUGUUCGUCAAAGAUGUAAACAAAAAGCAUUAGUUUAAUUUAACUAAAUUUACGCGGAUAAGAAAAUACGUUCCAAUGACUGUAGUUACGUUCAAGCCAAAUGAUAUCACAAUAAACACAACAUGAGGUCACACUUAAAA
Molecule: messenger RNA, 1152 nt
Organism: Armigeres subalbatus
Lineage: Eukaryota; Metazoa; Arthropoda; Insecta; Diptera; Culicidae
Product: inactive hydroxysteroid dehydrogenase-like protein 1
Exons: 4
Coding region: 137-1045 (302 amino acids)
Cellular component (GO): endoplasmic reticulum
Molecular function (GO): oxidoreductase activity
Source: RefSeq, a predicted model, not a curated record